Molecule: messenger RNA, 291 nt
Organism: Aspergillus melleus
Lineage: Eukaryota; Fungi; Ascomycota; Eurotiomycetes; Eurotiales; Aspergillaceae
Exons: 2
Coding region: 1-291 (96 amino acids)
Source: RefSeq, a predicted model, not a curated record
AUGGCCGGGUCCUCGGAAAAUAAAGGCGCCUGGGACGUCCAGUCCGAAGAUGCGAAACGCCUCCUAGCAGAAGAUAAAUACGACGACUGCCUGUCGUGCAGGGUUACCGGUUCCGCUGCAUUUAUCGGUCUCGGAGUAUACAGCUACUACACAGGGAUGAGCAAUCUACGAAAGCAAGAGACGGCGGGCAUGCUGCAUGCAACAAAAUAUAAGAUGGGCUCCCGACAACUAGGCAUCGCAACGAUCUCUGCGACGCUGGUGGGAAUGGGGAUCUACAGGGCCCUGAACUGA